AUGUACUCCACUUCACUGCUCAGCCCCGCCAUUCUCUUCCCCACCAACAACCCAAAACCCACCACCAAAACCAGACCCAAACACCACCAACUCCGUCCUAGAAUGUCACUCAACCACCAAACACCGCCUCCAAUCGUCAACCCCUUCAACUCCGUAGCCAAGCUCCUGUGGGGCAAAUCCCUCCCACCCCAGCUCCUCAUCUCCACCGUCCGUUCCACCUGGUCCACCGCGUGGCACCUUAUGAUGUCUCAGCUCGCCCCCUCCGAUUCCUCCGGCAGUUACACCCGACCCACCUCCCUAUUUCGCGCCAAUCCCAACCAAUUUCCCGGAGAAAAAGCACCGGGCCCCACAGCCCUCCACCUCUACGUGGGCCUUCCUUGCCCGUGGGCCCACCGGACCCUCAUCGUCAGAGCACUCAAGGGUCUCGAAGACUCCAUCCCUGUCUCAAUUGCAUCGCCUGGCAUAGAUGGUUCUUGGGUAUUCCUGGAUAACAAUACCACCAGUGGGAAUAAGCUUAUUGCUGGUUCUGAUAAGGCCAAUGGGUGUAAAGCCCUCAGGGAGGUUUAUAAGCUACGGCAAGGUGGGUAUAAUGGCCGAUCCACCGUGCCAAUGCUUUGGGAUGGAGAGAGAAAGGAAGUUGUUUGCAAUGAGAGUUAUGAUAUCAUUGAAUUGUUUAAUUCGGGUUUAAAUGGAUUAGCAAGUAAUCCGGAAUUAGACCUCUCACCGCCAUCAUUGAGAGAAAACAUCGAUGAAUGGAAUCGAAUUAUAUACCCCAAUGUCAACAAUGGAGUCUACAGGUGUGGAUUUGCACAGAGUCAAGAAGCAUAUGAUAAUGCAGUGAAUGAGUUGUUUAGCACAUUGGACAAGAUAGAUGAUCAUUUGAGUGCUUCCAGGUAUUUGUGUGGAGAUGUGCUGACCUUAGCAGAUAUAUGUUUGUUUACUACUUUGAUUCGGUUUGAUCUUGUGUACAAUGUCAUGUUCAAAUGCACAAAGAAGAAGCUGAUUGAAUAUCCCAAUCUUCAUGGAUAUAUGCGAGAUAUUUAUCAGAUUCCGAAGGUUGCACAAACUUGCAAUUUCGAAGCAACCAUGGAUGGUUACUACAAAUUUCUUUUCCCGCUGAAUCCAGGUGGUAUUCGACCAAUCAUGCCUUCGGGUUGUGAGCAUGAAGUCCUCUCCAAACCUCACAACAGGGGCUCUCUGUCAUUGGACCAAAAAAAUGUACAGGUUUAUGUAUCAUAG
Messenger RNA from Ilex paraguariensis (yerba mate), 1239 nucleotides. NCBI's taxonomy places the organism in Eukaryota, Viridiplantae, Streptophyta, Magnoliopsida, Aquifoliales, Aquifoliaceae. The record is from the annotation of a GenBank genome assembly.